Pararge aegeria (speckled wood butterfly) is the source of this 7420-nucleotide messenger RNA. It is a transcript of the gene Cdc42, whose product is annotated as cdc42 homolog. Bases 242 to 817 code for a protein of 191 amino acids. Gene Ontology annotation, molecular function: GTP binding; GTPase activity. The transcript has 5 exons. The record is from RefSeq and is a predicted model, not a curated record. Lineage: Eukaryota; Metazoa; Arthropoda; Insecta; Lepidoptera; Nymphalidae. Gene Ontology annotation, biological process: small GTPase-mediated signal transduction.
AUGUAAUCUGUGGUUUUACAAUAUUGGGCGUCACCGUCAAGGAUCCGUUGCUUGCAAUUUUCAGUUUCUAACUGUAUUACGGUUAAUAGAAAUUUAUAUUUUAGUUUAACUCUGUUAUAUUGUGAUUGAACAUAGUAAACUGCCAUCAUAGAGUGCUAUGAAAAUUCAAUAUCAAGAAAUUAAAAAGAGGAAAGAAUAAAGUCCUUCAGUCGAUAAGAAGUUGUAGCAUAAAAAUAACAAGAUGCAGACUAUAAAAUGCGUAGUGGUUGGUGAUGGAGCUGUGGGUAAGACCUGCUUGCUCAUCAGCUAUACAACCAACAAGUUCCCAUCAGAAUAUGUGCCAACGGUUUUUGAUAACUAUGCUGUAACUGUCAUGAUUGGAGGUGAACCAUACACCCUGGGUCUAUUUGAUACUGCAGGUCAGGAAGAUUAUGACAGACUCAGACCUUUAAGUUAUCCACAAACAGAUGUUUUCCUUGUAUGCUUCAGUGUAGUCAGCCCCAGUUCAUUCGAAAAUGUUAAGGAAAAGUGGGUCCCAGAAAUUACUCAUCAUCAACAAAAGACACCAUUCUUGUUGGUUGGUACACAGAUAGAUUUAAGAGAUGAUCCAGCUACAAUGGAAAAAUUAGCAAAGAUUAAACAGAAGCCUGUCUCCCUUGAGCAAGGCGAGAAACUUGCAAAGGAGUUAAAAGCUGUCAAAUACGUGGAAUGUUCAGCUCUUACUCAGAAAGGGCUGAAGAACGUGUUUGACGAAGCUAUUUUAGCAGCUUUGGAACCCCCGGAGCCUGUCAAGAGAAGGAAAUGUGUUGUGUUGUAAAGUGAUGCAACAAAUAUUUAAUUCAUGGCAUACUGCCAAGCGAUCCUUGUGAUUGUGCGACCCAUAUAAGCUACCAUUUGUAAUGUUAAUCUUAUUUUUAUAAUGAUUACUAUUGAUAUGAUAAAUAUGCCAUAUGUUUAAUAACUAGCCAGGCAGUAAAAUAAGUCUUGAGCAUCUUAAUUUGGGCCUUUAAUCUUUUAAAUAUAUUAUGAAUAAAAAUUGAAGACAUUUUCUUAAAAUGUCGUAUUGUGUGGGUUAUAAUAUCAAAGGUGGCAAAAUCUGUGCUCUUAACUAUCAAGAAGUUGUAAUUACAAUUAAAGGGUACAGGGGCAAAACGUCUUAUUGUUUUGUAGUUUUAUUGAACUCAGUCUGUCUUUAUUAUUAUCGCAAUAUACAUCACAAAUAAAACACCUUGCUUUACAACCUUAAUUAACUAUCUUGUGAAAUGCCUUGUUUUGCCCCUGUUGUGAGUCUUUUGUACUAAUGAUAUAAGUAAUCUAGAUAUUAAAAUAAAAUUGAAAAUUAUUCAAUAUUUUAUAAAAAAAAAGGUUUAAAGUCUAGGUUUCCCUAUUCUCUACACUUUUAAGGUCUACCCAAACAUAUUAGGGUCUGAUAUAAAUUACUUGCGGUUGCAUGUAUAAGUGUGUACAAGUUAAAAAAAAAUAUUUUGUUAAUGAUUUGUUUCUCAUAAGCAUCGCCAUAUGUUCUGAAACAUACCCUGAUAGAUGCAAUGUUUUGUCAGUGGCUCACUGUGUUUAAACUCAGAACUCACAAUUUAAACUGAAAAUGAUAAGUGUCAUCACAGUGAUCAGUUAGAUGGCAUAGAUAUGGUGGAGUAGUGCAUAUAUAUAUCCUGAUAUGUUUGAGCAGUUACCUCUAUCUCAUCAUAACACUGCAUUCCUAAUAAUAUAAAUUUAAACUGACAAUAUUAAUAUUAGCUUAAAAGCUUAUAAGUAGGCUUAUCAAAAUAAUAAAUAAAUGACAUAUUGUUUACAAAUCUCUUUAAGAAGCUUAGUGUAGGGUGUUGCAAUUUAUAGCAACCGUUAUAACUUAAAAAAAAAAAAGUUUGAAUAAUAUUCAUCUAAAAUGCACAUUAUUUAUCAAACUGAAAACCUCUUUUUAGUGCAUAAAAAGAUUAUUUAUAUAAACUUCUGUUCAAUUUGAAAUAAAUAUGAAAAUACAUUUCACCACAAAAAGGCGGCCUUAUCGCUAAAAAGCGAUGAUAUUAUUCAACAAACAUCUUAAUCAAGUCAGACUGAAUGGGUUGUUGCUGUUUUUGAUAUUAUAAAAAACAGUUAUUAAUAACAAUUUUAUAAGUCAUUUGUACCUAUUAAUAACAUUAUAAAUAUAAAACCAUUUUGUACUUCACAAUAUUUAUGACAGUUGGUCGUUAAUAAAUUAUUUAACCAUUAUUGUAUUAUGGAAUGGUUAACAUGCUUUUAAUAAGAAGACUUAUCUGUAAUUUUAUUUAUUAAUUUUAUGUGUUGUUUGAAUAUUUAAACUACUUUAUAAAUAUUCGUAAGAGGCGGAGCAAAUUAAACAUUUUUAACUGAUGUCUAUGUUUUAUGUACAGCAUGAUAUUUCACUUAAAAUAGAUUUCCUGAUGAUACAAUUUUAUUGCUGUUUUUACUUUACUUAUUUUAUUGACUUUACUGAUUGUUUCGCCUCUUAUCAAUACUUUUGUAAUUGGUGUUUUGCGUAUUUGUUAGAUAUUACCAUAUUAAUUUUCUUAAAUAUUCAUCGAAACGAAUAUUUGAGCCAAUGAAAUUAAUGAUACAGCUUACAAUAAAAUAUGUAUCACUAAUAUCAUUGUGAGGUUCAUUAUACAGAGUAUAUUAUGGUGUGAAUAUCAAUUAUUAGAUUAAAAAACUAGAGGAACUAGCAUUUUUAUCACAAUUUAUUGCGAUGCGAAUUUUGACUGAAUUCUAUGUAUUCAUUCCAUGGAAUAUCUUGGCAUUUUAAGGAUUCCGUUUCUCGUAAUGGGAAAAUAACUAAAUCACAUUGUAGUCCGCCUGUCUGUCUUACCCUUUUAUGCCAAGAGCCUUUUUAUCAGAGACUGCCCAAGGGAUCAAGUUGAAAUUAAUAUCUUAUGAAUACUAGGGCCUGUCGCCUGUACAACUACUGUACAGCCUUUCUAAUCAUAUUUUACAUCUACCUAACGAUUUUUAAAUGUGAAAAUAGCAUGAGGUGAAUGAAAAAUCGAUUUCAUGCUCAUUGUGGAAUUUAUUUAACAACUUUGCGGUUUCGCACAUACUAUACAAUUAAUGACGGAUAUAUUUUUUGCAUGAACACAUUAAUUAUUUUAAUUUUAUUAGGGUUUAGCUCCUUGACCAUCACAAGAGUAUUUAAAGAUGAUUGUUAGCAGAUAACAAUGGUACACAUUUAUAAACUAAAAGUGAAAACGGUAUUAAAAAAUAUGAAAUAUUUUAGGAUCUUAAAAUGGAUAUUAUAAAUGAUCUGAUUGACUCUCCAAGCAUGUCAACAGAUAUUAACAAGACAGUUGUUAAAGCAUUUUACGAUAUACAGUUUUUUUAACAACCAAGCAACACAUGGCUGUUUGUUAUAAUUUCAGAAUAAAGAAAUAAUAAUUGUAAGAAUAAUACGUGCGAAACUGAUUAUUUAGGUUUUUAGUGCUUCACCUACAAAGAUGACACAUAUGAUCACAAAUGCUAAUGUUCAAUAAAAAUCAACUAUAGACAAAUGUUUUCAAUAAUUGCACCAAUUCAUAAAUGCUGGUACAGUAAUACCACUUUUGUAAGUUACACCAUUGUACCUGCGCUGAAGUCUUAUUUUUAAAUCUUCGAAGACGAAAAUAUAUCAGCCAAUCACAGCGCGCGCUUUCUAUGAUUGGUUGUUAAAUUAGUUGCCCGCGCGCCAUUAAGUCCGCUGCGGUGUAGCGUACAAAAAAGCGCUAGUCUCUGUUGGUCUUAUAAUUUAAAACUUAAUCUAAAGCAAUAAAGCCUGUAUUUUAUUGGCAUUCACACUCGCGUUAAGACGGUCUUAGUUUGCGCUUUUCUGUGCAAACGAAUUUUAUCGAAGCUACUUCUAAAAGUUGUAAUACUGUACAAAACUAUAAAAUAUCUAAAUGAAACAGCCCUAAACAAAAGAAAACAAACGUGAAAGUAAAAAUACAAUAAUGAAAGAAAUUGGCGCAUUUCAACUUCAAACCAACGGUCCAUCUGAAAAAGAGUUUACGCAAAGAAGGAAGAUAUCUAAUACGUAACAUCAACCAAGUUUCUUCAAUUAAAAACUCGCGUAUUAAAGUAAAUGCUUAUGAACAGAGAUCACUGAUGCCAUUUUCACUAUCAAGUCAAUGCGUAAAUAAAUAACGCCUAAUCUAAGGUGAUUCUUAGAUUUCCAUAAACCAUUUACCAAUACCUAAUUAUCACCUAGAUUUGAUGUUUUUUUUUCUAUAGACAGCGCCUUAACCAUUAGGCAUUCGAUUUAGGCGAUGCCGAGGUUUAACGAGAACGGGCAUGAGACUCCUUUAGUACGUAAGUCUAUUCCAUAACUGAAAAAAAAAAUUCAAUGGAAAAUGAGAUUAGUAUCAACGAAUCCAUCCAAGUGCAAGCAAUGUUACUAUACUACUCACUAAAGAGGUAAAUUACAGGCUCACUAGAAAUUACUGUUGAGUGAUUGUAGUAAGUAGGUAACUUCAUCAAUAUGCGACCUACUAAGAAACCCUUUGAUUUCGUUGACACCAUAAACCUUUCACUUGUAUACCAUGCUGAUUGCAUCUAAUAUAAACUGAUAUUUCGGAGUAUACCACUUCGUAUUAAAGUCUAUUUUUGCUUAACGCAAACAAUUUUUUUGUUACUUUUAGAGUAAAGUUUGUUUCGUAAAGAAAAUCACAUUCUAUUGUGUUUUUACUAAUUUUAUCGCAAUUGUGUUUUUUUAAUAUUUUUAAAUCAUACUUUACACUACAAAGUAAUGAAAAGAUUAUUUACAUUAUAAGACAAGUUGAACUAAGAAAAAAUUGAUUUUUGAUGUUAUAAUUUUUUUGGGGGGUCCCGUACCUCAUAAUGUGAGGAUCAGUUUUUGUUAAUGUCAUUGUAUGUUAUACUCACUGACUGAUUAUCAAAUAUUACAUAUUAUCUUGAAUUGAUAAAUGUGGCAUAACAUUGGAAUAAUUAAAAGUGUGGCAGAACAUAUAAGUACUCUGAUUUUAUGUUAUUAUUUAGGCCUUAAUUAUAUAGAAUGCGAAUCCUACGCAGAGUUGUCCAUUUUUAGCAUUCAAUUUUUUUUGUAUUGUAUGGAUAUAAAGAAAAUAGUAAGUCUAAUAUAAUCAAAUCUAAUGCGUAUUUAGGGUACGGGACCCUCUCAAAGCACAAGUUCAACUAACUUUCAACUCGACCGCAUUUUUUAUGUGUGCAAUGCGAUCUUGAUUGUAGCAAUGGAAUAUGUUAUCGCUUGCGUUUGUAUUAUGCAGGGUGAUGUCCCGGAUUUUUAUACUCUGUAUAUUCUGCUGCCUCGACACAAAGUAACGCACAGGGACUGUAUAAACCGCGCUAUUAAAGACGAAAAUUUAAAACAAAACAAAAAAAUACCGGAAAUUCGACGGAACGGAGGGUCAUAAAAAAUGUUAAGCAUAUUUUUCAAUUUCGUCUUUGGGCUCGGUAUUCUACCAUUAAGCUUGGUAUCCACUACGUCCGAGGCCUAAUUCGCUGCGCAUAUCUGCGAAGCGCUCAAAUAGUGGUUACGUACGUGCCUUCGGUGUAAGUGAUAAAGUUAACAAACGUCGCGUCGUCUCAACGUAAAUCUUUAAUUUUAUGGUUCUGCUAUACAGGAUUACAAAAAUGUUGGUUAUCAUUACCUAAUCCUGUUAUAUAAACAUUAUGUAUCUAAAUUUUGUUAGGAAAACGUCAGUUUACAAAUAUGGACAGAAUUUAACAAUACAAGCUGCGCCCCGCGAUUUAACCCGCGUUGAAUAUGUCGUUUGGAUUCUUUGUUAGGACUUGAAGCAAGGACGAUAUUUGGAAUGAGAAUUUUCGUCCAAAAGUUCUCUAGUACUCUUCGUCCUUUCAACUAACUCUAUGCCAAAAAGUCGAUGGGCUGCUUAAAUAGGUCGUUAAGGAAGAACUAGCAAAUAAACACAGUUUCACAUUUAUCUUAGUGGUAAAUGGUAUAACGGUAACAAAUGUUAAAUGAAGCAGCAGCACCAUAAUAUGGAAUGCAAAAAGGCAUGCUGUCACAACAAUACAUUGGCCGAUUAACAUAACGCUGAUGUUACUACGUAUGAUAAUUUUAAAAACUUACGCUCUGGACCAACCAGGUUACGCUACAAGACGAGCCAUCCACAUUUUUCUCGCGAAAACAGGAAAGGAAACCGUGGAGCGAAUCUUCGCAGGAAACGUUUUUAUUGGAUCAGUUUAGUAUACUUCGGAACAUAGUGGACGCCCAGAUUAGUAGCUAUAUUAUCAGCAUAAUAUUAUUUUCACAGUGGUAGGGCAUUAUCGCGUGCCUUGUCCAAUACUUUAUAAAUUAUGCAUGUACUCAAUAAUUUUUAUAUUACAUAGUUGUAAAAUGCAUUGCAUUUUACUCGGGGUCUCCGCUAUCUUAAACAAGUGUUGCCUACGGUCUUUAACUCUCUCACACACUCGGGAAGCUAAGUAAUAACAUAUGUGUGAAGAGUAUAGUGCGUGAACUCUGUCAUCCAAUGGGGUGACGAUUGGGUUGCACGAUUGCACGAUUGCAGUGCGGAGGAGUGCCCCCUCCACCCUCCCUCCCCCCGCGGUAAGCCGGCUUGACUAUACUCAAAGCGUAUAUAUGUCAAUAAGUUGACCUAUCGACGUUUGCAAAGUCAAAUGACAUAUACAAAACAUCUGCUUUUAAAGAGAGCGCACUAUUUUAAAAACCGGCGUAGUUGUCUUAUUACGUGACAAAAGUAAGAAAAAGAGGAAAUAUUAAUCAGAAUAAGUAAUAUUUCUAAUCAGCUACUGCAAUUAUCAAAAAAAUAAAAAAACCUUCAGUAACUUUUUUUUACUUGCACCCGUCGAUAUGCUCAUCACACAUAUGGUACUAGUACGCUACCUUGGUUUUUUCGGCGUGUGAGUGAAAAUACUUAAAAAUUACAAAACUUCUAUGAGCUAUGUAUUUUUUUAUUUCAUCAAGAGAAGCGAGAGGGAACUUUCCAACUUUUUAAAUAAUUAAACUUGAUUGGAUACUGGUCGAUUGUGAAACUUAUCGCUGUUAUGGACUGAAUUUAUUGAUAAAACUCUCUCAAAUUGUUAAUAAUUAGUAAUAAUAAUUUAGUCAUUAGAGAAAAAGUUCUAACCAAUCAAAAAGCAUUGCGAUUUCGACGUCUUUUUCAAUGUCAUUCUACGUCAAUCGACUCUGCUUUGGUUUGUAUGAAAGCUGCUGCGUUACGACAUUAUGUACUUUUUCAAUUUCAAUUUAUUUCAUAACUAGCAAUGUGUAUAACAAAUAACUUUGCGGACAGAGAGACCACUUCUUUUACUUAGAUUCUUAGAUCUAGUCCUAGAUAAUAUGUGCGGAUUUCGCUCGAAUUUAAGGGGUUUAACAGACAGCCCGAUAUUUGCGAAUUGACCCGCUUUUUAGCAGCCUUCGCUCGACUUGGUUCAAUAAAGCAGAAUACAAUCAUAA